UUGUAAGAGUUAAAAUAUUUUUCGAAGAUGUGAAUUUGUCCAUUUUUUCUAAAAUUCUUUAUAUGUAUACAUAUGAUAUUCGAUAAGAUUUGAAGAAAACUUGCAAGAUCUGAUCUUUAUAACAUAUUUCUCAGGAAUCUUAAUAAAUGUAAAAUAUAAAAAAUUGUUUAAAAUUUGUUGUAUGAAACAACAAAAAUACAUUCAGUGGGUUUCUAUUCCUUGUUGCUUUAUAGGACAGAGGAUUUCGCUAGUAUGCCAGCAGGCGAAUCUAAUAUCGAGCGAACACAAGGUACCUCCACGAGUCAACAGACAUCAACGACAAAUGUGGGCGGCACUUUCACAUGUUCCUUUUGCCCUUUAAAGGAACACUACGAUUACAAAGGUGCAAAACCGCCGUUCGCUCGGCAGUUGGUUUACUUGGAGGAAUGUUACAUUAUGAAAGAUCCGUUCAGCUUGCCAAACAGAGGCGAGGUCUUAGUCUUGGGUGCUGAUUGCAGCAUGUGCGGACACGCUGUAUGUCUGGGAUGCAGUAUAUUUUACACCAAACGAUUCUGUCCGAAGUGCGCGUCCAGUAAUAUGCAGUAUUUACCACCCCAGCUACACGGUAAAAUCAGAAAUUUAACGAAACAGACCGAUUCUUAAGAAUAAAUGUAAAUUUCUUAUCAAAUAUUAUUUAUUAAAAAGAUAAUAACACAGCGUUGCAUUAUAACGAGAAGAAAUAUAUUUAUAUACAUACAUAUUAAAA
Messenger RNA from Monomorium pharaonis (pharaoh ant), 745 nucleotides. Its product is annotated as cysteine-rich DPF motif domain-containing protein 1. The coding region runs from base 253 to 642 and encodes 129 amino acids. Lineage: Eukaryota; Metazoa; Arthropoda; Insecta; Hymenoptera; Formicidae. The transcript has a single exon. The record is from RefSeq and is a predicted model, not a curated record.